Diutina rugosa is the source of this 612-nucleotide messenger RNA. RefSeq lists its product as uncharacterized. Bases 1 to 612 code for a protein of 203 amino acids. The transcript has a single exon. Lineage: Eukaryota; Fungi; Ascomycota; Pichiomycetes; Serinales; Debaryomycetaceae. The record is from RefSeq and is a predicted model, not a curated record.
AUGCUGGAGCUGGAUUUCGUCAAGACGUACCUCAAGUUGAUCCUGUUGUCGUCGGAUAAGCCCGCCGACCAGUUCUUCUCCACCAGUGACUACAACCAGUUGCCACUGUUGGGCCCCAGCUUGCCGUUGCUCCGCUUCCCCUUCCCCAAAGACAACCAAGCCACGAAUAAAAACGAACAGGACCGUCACGUCAAGGUCAGUUUCAAGCUGAUCAAGCCGCCGUUCAAGUUUUCCGCCGAGGUCGACACCCCGGCGCACGUCCUGGUUUUUAGAGUGAAGCAGAUGUUGAUUGAGCUGGUUCCGGCUCUUAAGGAGGCUGGCGUGGCUCCGCAGGACUUGAAAGUGUUGAUUAAGCUGAAAGUGGUCAGUGACCUGGCCCAGUUGCUGCUGGUAGUGGCUGACGAUGCUGAUUCUGCCAGUGCGACGGUAAUGGUAUCGGCGCCGGCAGCAUCGGAAAAGUCGGAGGUGUCGGAAGAGAAAACCGCGAAAGCCACUACCGACGCUACUACCGUCACUCCAGCCACGUGGACAAAGAUUCAACAAGCGUUAGCCGCUGACGUUGGCGAAGCGCAAGCCACUCAACUAGUGGUUAAGUUCAAGGCUGCUAUUUAA